AUGCCUCCUCCACCCAAGCGCAAGCGACCCGAGCGCACUUACUCACAGGACGACGACCGCAGUGGACGCCCGUCGCCGCACCGCCCCCAGAACCUCGGAUUCGCGCAUCACCAGCAACAGCAGCAGGCUAACAGCCCGCGCGGAGGCGGCGGCGGCGGCGGAGGGGGCAGGCGGCAGAGCAGAAACAACGGACGCGGUGGCUCCAGCGUUCCCCAGAGCCCUAACAACGCCUCAUCACACGCGUCGCCGACCGCCAUGUCUCCGCCUGCGAACACCUUCCCGUUGACUCGGCCGUCUCAAGCCACACCGACCACCCCGGCCCCAGCGCCGGCUCCCUCACAACCUUCGACGCCUUCCACACCGCGCGAGGUCCCCGAGAGCAAUGAGUAUCUGACGCCAGACCGCGUCGCUCGCUGGAAUGGCGAAGCACGCGACGCUGUGGUCAAGGCCGCCAUGGCUGCUCAAGGCACAGGCGACGUCCUCACCCUCUCGGUCAUAUUUCACGAGAUCAUCGAGGCGUCCAUGGACCAGCUGCUAGAUGCCGGCGAGUUGGGCUCAAUAGUACGCGACAUCACAUCUGCCCCGGCCGACGAGCACGUCGACUCAGUAUCGACGUUCCUCGACACGCUGAGUUCGCUCACACAAGAUGAAGGCAAACAGGCGCUCGUGCGACAAAUGCUUGUCGCGACAGAUAUCGACGUGUCGCGCAUGCGAGCCGAACUAGAAAACGACCUCUUGAAGUCCUUGGGCCUUGUUCGCGAUAGUUUCUCCAAAAUGGCAGUUCGCAAAGCAACUCACGCCCUGUACCGACAGUCUAACUACAAUCUGCUGCGCGAAGAGACCGAAGGCUACUCCAAGCUCAUGACCGAGUACUUCACUACCGUAAACAGCGAACCGCCCUCACAGGAAGUCGUCGGCGAGACCUGGCAACGAGUGAACGCUCUCAUUGGCGCAUUCGACCUGGACAUUGGCAGAGUUCUCGAUGUGACGUUGGAUGUGUUUGCCAACCUCCUAGUCAAGCACGGAAGGUUCUUUGUCAAGAUGCUAAGGUCGAGCGCAUGGUGGCCCGAGCUACGUGGUUUCGAUAACAUCAAGUGGGAAGAGCCCGAAGUACCGAUAUUGCCCUUAUGGGCGCGACCUGAUGCGAAGCAGUGGUAUUACACCGAUGAAGAGAAGGACGAACAGCUGCGCCUGCGAGAGUCGCGCGACUGCAAAUUCUGGCAGCGAGUCGGUGAGUUGGGCGACCGGGCAGGCAUUCAGGCCUUCUUUGAACUUGGAGGCCGUCGCAUCACUGCGAACAACCGACAACCCGACCAGACCUUACCUGCCGAAGGUGCGCCGCUAUCGAAGCAACAAGCAGCUCGGAAAUGGGCCGACGAGUGGAUGGAGCAGACCAAGACACUCCCUCCGUCAGGAAACGACAUCGCCGCCCAACUGCUUGGCUUCAAGCUCCAAUUCUACGCGUCAGAUGUCCGCGAUGCCACCGACGAACUUCCUGACAAUCUCAUGUACCUAAUUGCGCUCCUGAUCAAGAUUGGCUUCAUCUCUAUUCUGGAUCUUUAUCCUCAUCUAUAUCCACUAGAGCCAGACAUGGGUGCACACAAAGAAAAGCUCCUCAAGGCCAAGAAAGAGAAGGAGGAAAGCGAACGAGGCGCAGUUGUCAACGCUCUGACUAUGGCCGGUGCACUGCCCGACGAGACUCCUGGCCCGCCAGCUGUUUCCCGCCUCCGAGACGCCGACUCCAGAUCCAAAUCCGACACUGGACGGAGCACGCCUGCCAAGUCUGAUGAGCCCGCGGACAAGAAGAAAGCUUUACCCGAGCCCAAGGACCAGAAGUUCACGCUUUUGAAGAGUCUGUUAUGCAUCGGCGCGCUGCCAGAAGCUCUGUUCAUACUCGGGCGACAUCCUUGGUUUCUGGACGUUUACCCCGAGCUAUUGGACCUCAUCUUCCGCCUGGCACAUCACUCUUUGACCAAGGUUUACGAGGAAUCCAAACCGACCUCAGUUGAAAAGUCCGUCAUUGCCACCAAGGGUAGUAAUAAUCGGGGUAUCAUGCGGCCUAGCGAUUACGUCCCUCGACGGACUCUCCGAUGGGCCAAACCGGACCGGAAAGACCAAGAUGGAGGAACUGACUACAAGUUCUAUUGGGAAGACUGGGUUGACAACGUCCCCGUGUGUCAAGAGGUGGAUGAUGUCAUCAAGCUUUGCACCAGUCUCCUAGGCUUGGUGGGACCAGAGUGUGGAAAGGAUAGCGUUCUCCUAACCAAGAUCAUACGUAUCGGCAAGAAGAACCUGGCCGACGAUCCUUCCGAGUCGAAUCGAAAGCGAUGGGUGAACUUCUCAGCAACUUUCGUUGCACCUGCGAUUACUUUCACAGGCAGAAAUCCCGGAGUCAUCAACGAGGCAUGGGAUCUGUUCAAACAUUUCGACACAGCCACACGAUACACCAUUUACCAACAGUGGUUCAACGGAAUGCUUAAGCCGGUGAUCAAGACUGCUUUCAAAGAAGUCGAAACUGAAACCAGGAAGACUCUAAGUCGUAUCUCUGCAACCAACACCAAAGAAUAUGGUCGCAAAAUCGCCAAGAUCUCGUAUGCUAGCCCAGGCAUCGUCUUCCGAACAACAGUCAAGCAAUUGGUCAACUACCCAAACAUGAUCACUGCCUUGGUCGAAUGCAGUCGAUAUCUUACUUUGCUUGGGUAUGAUGUCCUGACCUGGACGCUGGUUACAUACCUUCUCAACCCCGACAAAGGAUCACAGCAGGAUGACGGUAUGUUGUCUGCGCCGUGGUUAAAGAACAUUGCUACCUUUGUCGGCAAAGCUUACGCAAGAUAUCAUUUGAUGGAUCCUGUUCCCGUUCUACAGCUCACCACACACCAGCUCUUGACUGCUGAAGGCGAGCUAUACAUGUUGGAUGUUCUUGAACAAAUAGUCAAGUCCAUGGGUGGCAUUAGCGUCAGUGGAUCUGUAUCAGAGUCAGUGACUCUGGCGCUUUGCGCAGGACCUGCCCUUCGUACGUUCACUUUACAGUAUCGUCUAGCGGAUAACCGUACCCACGCUGCUUCUUCAGCAAGACGUCUAGUCAGGUGUCUGAAGGAGACGGGACUCGGACCACAAAUCCUCAUCGCACUGGCGCAGCACGUGGAAGCUUAUGUUCACCGCGACGACCAGCUGGAAGUACCCGACAAGCCUGUACUUUUCAACGUCGACAAAUUGCGCUCCGUCAUGCUUCAAUAUCUGGAGCUCCUCCGUACAUUCCUCUCUGUGGACGACUUUGACGCUCUGUUCCCUUCGCUGGUGGAGAUGAUUGCGGAUUACCACGUCGAGCCGGACGUUGCUUUUACAAUUGCUCGUGCGGGCAUAGCAGCCAAGGCCAAUGCUUUCCGAGCUGAACAACGCUCGAAGCUACUUUCCGAUACACAGACGAACGGCGAUGUUGUCAUGAGCGGCGUGGAAGAGUCACAAGCUGUGAAUGGAGCGCAAGAUGAUGCCACAUCCGCUAAGACCUCGAGAGCGAAAGAAGACGUGGAGAUGAAAGAUUCUGCUCCUGCAGAAGGAGACUUGGCAUCCGUGACUGCAGCUCGUUCGGACAAGCCUUUCUUGCCCGAUGUGCCAAAUUCAGAGGUUGAAAUCCUCGCGAACCAACUGAAGGAGCAGCUACCGGAGACCUUCGGCAACCAUCCUUGUGUGUCCUACUAUGUCGCAUUCUGGCAGUUGUCUCUGACAGACGUUGUCGUCGACGUCGAUGGCAUCAAUCAACAAUACAAGGAUUCAAUCGAGACCUUGGAGCGACAACUGCCCGCUCCUGUGCCCGAGCGCCGUGGGUACCGACCUAACGUACCCAAAGCUGAUUCAGAAUCUGUCAAGGCUCUUAAGGAGAACAUAGCCAGGAUCAAGGACGAACAACAGGUUAUCACGAAGAACCAUGCUGUGACACAAGAGAGUUUGAAGGUCGAAUUACGUCGAUGGUUCGAAGGCGUUCCAAUGAUGGGACCACAGUGCGACGUCUUGCACAACGCUCUGCUCCAAGACUGCUUUAUCCCUCGCAGUCGCAUAUCUCAAGAAGACGCCCAAUAUGCGUUCUCUAUGCUCAUAUUCAUGCACAGCUCAGGUGUGCCAGGGUUCCGCAUGAGUCGACUACUGGAUAUGCUCUUCAACGCAAAUAGGCUUACAUCUAUCAUCAGUAUGUACACUGAAGCAGAGUCCUCAUCUUUCGGGAGGUUCCUCGGUGGUAUCUUGCGUGAGCUACAAGUCUGGCAGGAGAACAAGGAUGAUGCUUUUGUCAAGAACGCCCAUGGUUUGGAAAAGAAUCUUCCUGGCUUUGGCAGGAGCUACGACGGGGACCGGAACGCGACAAGCUUCUUCACUUACGACCAGUUCUGUAUGGUCUUGUUCAAGUGGCACAAGGCACUUGCAGCUGCGCUUAAGACAUGCCUGGAGAGCGGCAACUACAUGCAAAUGCGUAACUCGAUCAAUGUUCUUCACGCGCUGGGUACCAACUUCCCUAAAGUCACGAGCAUGGGCACAGAGCUGAAGGAGAUGGUGGUGCGUCUAAAGGAGGGAGAGGAGAGACAGGAUCUUAUGAGAUCGUUGGAGUCUGUUCUUGGACCCAUCCUCAAAGGAGAGAAGUUCUGGCAAGAAGACCAUGUUUUCCGCAACGUACCGGCACCUACUCCUGCGCCAGGAAGCACGACGAACGGAAGCGACAAAGCUGCUACCGAGAAGGGUAAGACUCCACAGCCACAAGAUGCAAAACUCGACGCGGCUGCACCGGCUUUCAAGCCCAAGUCCGAAACGAACGGUACUCCAGUACGAGAAUCGAAUGAGAAUAGGUCAAAGCAUAAUAGUGCAACUCCCGCGCCUCCCUCGAGGGACAAGCCGACGCCAAGAACAUCCGACAGCAGGCCUUCUACCCCAUCGCAACAAGACACCGGCUCCGGUAGACCUACACCGAAGCCAGGUCCUCCAAUGCAUCAUUCGUCUGUUCCACUGCGACCAGACAACAGGAAUACACCAGGGCAGAACACUCCCGUUGGCAGACCACCGCACGCAUUACCAACGCGACCAGAUCCACAACCGAGGAAUCGAUCAGAACGUCCUAUCAUUGAUCGCACGCCCGAAAGUGCGCAUGGUAGAUACGACAAUCGAGGUCCCCCUGGAGACUAUGGCCGACUAGAUCGCUCGGUAGACGCCGGGCGUCUGCGUGAGGCUUCGCCUGGUCGGCGCGCACGACCUCUGCCUGGUGGCAGAACUCCAGAAAGGGUACCUUCAGCCGCCGAGCACCGCGAAUGGUCUGGCAGAGAGCGUGAUUACGAUGAUCGAACUAUGCGAGGACCCCCACGAGAUUCGCGAGCGCCAGCAGUACGGCCACCUACUUGGGAUCCACACAACCCAAGAGAUAUGAGAGAUCAACGUGAGCGUUCUGAUCCUCGAGGUCAUGCUACGCCUGCAGCGAUGGAGUCUCGCCGUAUGCCAUCUACUUCUUCGUUAGCUAAUGAAUAUCGGCGAGAUGGCCCACCAGCCAACGCCCCAUAUGCUGCAGAGCAAAACGAUAGGCCAUCACGACUGCCAGCAGUGCCAAUCCCGGCCAAGGAAGAGCCCACAGUCAACCCCGCGCGUGCUGCCUUGAUCAAUCAAGCAGAGCAUGCAGGUGGCAGACACAUGCCACCGCGGUCUGAUCGUGACAACCGUAGCGAGCGAGACUCUCGUAUGAACUCUCCACGUCAUGGCGAUGAUAGGCGUGGUGACGAUCGUCGAGUCGAAGAGCGCCCGCCUGCUGGGUAUCAUGGACGAAACGACUUGUCCCGAGACGUUCGGGAUGAGCGUCCUCAGAUGCCACCCUCUGGCGGCCGCGACCGCCGGGACGAUCCAGGAGCUAGUGCCCCGACUGGUCCUCGUGGCGGGCGCAACGAAACCGCUGCAGCGUCUCGUGCAUCACGAGAGAUGUUCCAGCCUACACCUGGACCACGCGCGCAGGAUCCCAACUAUGGAAGACUGAAUCAGCCUUCGGAGCCGGCACCACCAUCAGGCCCACGCAGUGACAGGCCGCAUGCGCCGUCGCAGCCUUCCACACCGAAUGCACCCACCGGUCCCGCAGCGUCACUACCAGCAGGUAUUCAUCCUAGUAGGCUCGUUAACAUCGAGGGUAGAGCACCAAGCGGGCCACCGCUUCAGACUAAUGUACCGAACGCUCCAAGCGGCCCGCGCGGUAACAAUCGCGGUCCCCAAGGACCCGUCCCAUCAUCACCAGUUGGUCCGCGACCUCCGACCGGUCCCGGAGGACCCAGGAAUGCUGGUAACCCUCUCCGUGCCAUCAAUAACGUAUUGACUGGAAAUGCGCCCGGCGAUCGGUCAAACGAACGCGGUGCACCUCCUUCUAAUCCUCCUGUGCGAGGUCGUGGCGCUACACGCGCCAAUGGCCCAAUAGAAGGGUCCGGUGGUAUGACAAGCCCGAUGCCACCGCCGUCGCUUGAUUCUACACCCAACCGUAUGGAGAAUCAGCAUCCGAGAAGCAGCAGGAACGACGAUGUAUCAAGCAGGAUGGAGGGUGCUCCACCAGAAGAAGGCCGCUCAGAGUCACGCAGCCAUCGACACCGAUCAGGACGCGAGCGUUCACCCGAUCGAUCCGACCGACCUCGCGAAGAAAGGAGCAGCCGCAACCCUCCUUCCGACCGCCCAGAGGGUGAGCGGGGCUCCGACCGAGACCGUGGUGGUCGUGAAAAGCGAGGUGGCGACAGGGGAAGCAGCCAUCGAGAGCGCGAACGAGACGGAGAAUCGAGGUCAGGACGGGAGCCCCGUGAAAGCAGCAGACGAGAGCGUGGUUCUCGUGAUGAUGGACGAGCUUCGGGAAGGGACGAACGCGAUAGGAGGAGCCGUGGUGGCGGAGGCAGUGGAGGAACAGACGAUGGCCGCAAGAGAGGUCGCGAUCCCCAGGAUCAAGGCCAUGGAGAAACAAAGAGGAGGCGUUAG
Alternaria arborescens is the source of this 6969-nucleotide messenger RNA. RefSeq lists its product as hypothetical. The transcript is spliced from 3 exons. Gene Ontology annotation, molecular function: mRNA binding. Bases 1 to 6969 code for a protein of 2322 amino acids. The record is from RefSeq and is a predicted model, not a curated record. Lineage: Eukaryota; Fungi; Ascomycota; Dothideomycetes; Pleosporales; Pleosporaceae. Gene Ontology annotation, cellular component: THO complex part of transcription export complex. Gene Ontology annotation, biological process: mRNA export from nucleus; mRNA processing.